CUAUUUACUCUUCCACUCGAGUAUUAGUCGUCUAUUAUUUAAAUUAAAAUGGAUAAAAAAAUGAAGGAAGUUGUUGCUGUUGUAACAGGUGGUAGUUCUGGAGUGGGUAAAUCAAUUGUUGAACGUAUAAUAAACAACAAUGGUAAAGUUAUUGUGAUAGAUAUUAAUGAAGAAAAAGGUGAAAUUUUAGCUAAAACAUUGGGAAAUAAUGUUUUGUUUAUUAAAGCAGAUGUGACAUCAGAAAAUGAAAUAAAACAAGCUUUGGAUAAAAUAAAAGAAGAAAAAAUUUUUAGUGGCAUAAAUGUAUUGAUAAACUGUGCAGGUAUUGUUGAAUGGGGUGUCCCAUAUGAUUUCGAUGGCAACACACCAUUGCCAUUGGAGAAUUACAAAAGGGUGAUGGAUGUAAAUGCCCUUGGGACAUUUAAUAUCACGCGUUUGGUUAUAAAUGUGAUGAUAGAAAAUUUACCUGACGCGAAUAACCAACGUGGUGUAAUAAUUAAUAUUGGUAGCGUUAUGGCAACUGAUGGUAGGGAGGAUUUGUUUGCUUACUGUGUUAGUAAGGCUGCUGUUGUUGGAAUGACUUUGCCCUUAGCCAGAGCUGUUGCCAGCAAAGGUAUACGAGUUGUUACUCUAUCACCUGGUUAUGUUGAUACACCAAUGGCACGUACUAUGGGACCAAUUGAAAAAAUAAAUCAAGCGAUGCUGGAAUUAAAUUUAUUUCCCAAACGAAUUGGUCAACCGGAAGAAAUAGCACAUGUCGUGCAAUGUAUUAUUGAAAAUCCAUUUAUAAAUGCUGUUAAUAUAACUGUCAGCGGUGGAUAUCAUUAUGUUAAAUAAUCAUUUUUAUAAAAAUAUUCUCUAUUUACUUAUUCAU
This is a messenger RNA of Microplitis demolitor, 874 nucleotides long. RefSeq names its product 3-hydroxyacyl-CoA dehydrogenase type-2-like. Gene Ontology annotation, molecular function: oxidoreductase activity. The transcript is spliced from 4 exons. NCBI's taxonomy places the organism in Eukaryota, Metazoa, Arthropoda, Insecta, Hymenoptera, Braconidae. The record is from RefSeq and is a predicted model, not a curated record. Bases 49 to 837 code for a protein of 262 amino acids.